Nannospalax galili (Upper Galilee mountains blind mole rat) is the source of this 1789-nucleotide messenger RNA. RefSeq names its product protein kinase AMP-activated non-catalytic subunit gamma 1 (gene Prkag1). The coding region runs from base 297 to 1196 and encodes 299 amino acids. NCBI's taxonomy places the organism in Eukaryota, Metazoa, Chordata, Mammalia, Rodentia, Spalacidae. The record is from RefSeq and is a predicted model, not a curated record. The transcript is spliced from 13 exons.
GGGCGCUUGCCAUGGAGGGCAUUUCAGACAGCUCUCCAGCUCUGGAAAGUGAACACCUUCCAGGUCUUCAACGAAUUUGAAGACGCUUAUUUGAUAUUUCAUCAUCAUUGAGAAAAGACAAAUCAAUAUGCUAAACAGGAAGAAAAACUUGAAGACUGGAAAAAUCUUAGACUUGAACAGUCUAAUAAGAGAUAUUAAGACUUCCUGUUUCAGUCAGCUUUCUUUUACCUAAGAAGCCAAUAAAUAUAGCACCUGGAGAGACCCCAGAGUCAAACAACAGUGUGUAUACUUCCUUCAUGAAGUCUCACCGCUGCUAUGACCUGAUUCCCACAAGCUCCAAGUUGGUUGUAUUCGAUACUUCCCUGCAGGUGAAGAAAGCUUUCUUUGCUUUGGUGACUAAUGGUGUACGUGCUGCCCCUUUGUGGGAUAGUAAGAAGCAAAGUUUUGUGGGCAUGCUGACUAUCACCGAUUUUAUCAAUAUUCUGCAUCGCUACUAUAAGUCAGCCUUGGUACAGAUCUAUGAGCUGGAAGAACACAAGAUAGAAACGUGGAGAGAAGUAUACCUACAGGACUCCUUUAAGCCACUUGUCUGCAUUUCUCCAAAUGCCAGCUUGUUUGAUGCUGUCUCUUCAUUAAUUCGAAAUAAGAUCCACAGGCUGCCAGUUAUUGACCCAGAAUCAGGCAACACCUUGUACAUUCUAACUCACAAGCGCAUCCUCAAGUUCCUCAAAUUGUUUAUCACUGAGUUCCCCAAGCCAGAAUUCAUGUCUAAGUCUCUGGAGGAGCUACAGAUUGGCACCUAUGCCAAUAUUGCUAUGGUCCGCACCACCACCCCUGUCUAUGUGGCUCUAGGCAUCUUUGUACAGCACCGUGUCUCUGCCCUGCCAGUGGUGGAUGAGAAAGGGCGUGUGGUGGACAUCUACUCCAAGUUUGAUGUGAUCAAUUUGGCAGCAGAAAAGACCUACAACAACCUAGAUGUGUCUGUGACCAAAGCUCUACAGCAUCGUUCACACUACUUUGAGGGUGUUCUCAAGUGCUACCUGCACGAGACUCUGGAAACCAUCAUCAAUAGGCUGGUGGAAGCAGAGGUUCAUCGUCUGGUAGUGGUGGAUGAGAAUGAUGUGGUGAAGGGCAUUGUAUCACUGUCUGACAUCCUGCAGGCCCUGGUGCUCACAGGAGGAGAGAAGCAGCCCUGAGCAUGGGCCAGGACAGGCAGCAGGGGAGACACCCAUCUUGCUGCCUGCUGGAAGCUCUGGGAAUCCGAUGGAAUCCUGAGAAUCUGUCCUCUCUCAGGAGCCCCAUACCCCCUGCCUGGGAAGUAGUGGAGACAUGGAGGGAAGGAAGAGAAAAGACUUGUUGCUUCCCUUACCCUCAUGUAUACACUUGAGAAAAACUUUGAGCCUAGCUAAUCCUAGUCCCUGUCCCUUUAGACAUAGCUCUCUUUUGGGUAAGCCAUGGGCUCUGUGCCCCUCAGGCAGGUUUUGAUCUCUGCGAGAUCCUAGACUUCACCCUGCCUCUGCCUGUCUGUGCCCUGAUUCCACCCUAAGAUAAUAGCACAGCAGAAGUCUUCAUUAAGAUAUUUUUAUUCAUCCUGUUUUGUUCUGUACCGAGGAGGUUGAGCCCAUUUAAUGUCAUUUCCUCCCAUGAUUCUUGUGGAGAGGUGCACCUUUGGGUUCCUGUGCUGUAUGCAUAUGAAGGCAGAUGGUUAUGUGGAGGAGGGCAGAGUGGUUAGCCUAGGUUAUUGCUUUUUGUGGCAGAUCUAAUUAAAUGACAGGUUUUCAUCUUGGUA